UUUUAUGUUUUUUUUUUUGGUCAAUCGUCCUAAUGACGUCACAGUAUCCCGCCGCCGCGCGUUUAUGUGGGAGGGACGAGCGACGGAAUUGGCGGCAGUGGUGGAUAAACAGAGGUGGCGUAGUUUAUUUCCCGUUGAUGAUAGCGAGAUCAGAAGGUCUGCUACAAGGGAGAUGUUGAAGGAUGUCUCACUCUACUAAUCUUCUACAACCAUGUCCAGUCCAGAUUGGCUCAAUUAAAUAUGACUGUGCUGAAAAACAACUUCAUGAUGAAGUAAAACAUGGCUGUUAUACAAAAGUUAAAGAAAUGCUCAAAAAAGGUAUGUCUGUGGAUUGUAUUAACUCCUUGGGUCAAACUCCAUUGUUCAUUGCAGCCUUGCUUGGGCUUUCAAAGAUGGUUGAUUUGCUCUUAAGAUAUGGCUCAAAUCCUAACCAUCGAUGUUAUGAUUGGAGCACUCCAGUUCAUGCUGCUGCCUUUUCUGGGAACCAGUGGAGUCUGAGCAUGCUUAUUGAUGCCGGAGGAGAUUUGCGGCUUCAUGAUCAAGACUGUAGGAAUCCAUACUUCUGGGCCCUAUUAGCUGGAAAGAAGAAUAAUGCACAGAUGAUUGAAUUCAUUGAACGUUGCACUGCACACAUGCAAGCAUUAAUCCAGUGUUUUCCACAUAAAGCUUUAAGGAAGGUGGACUCUUCAAGUAUUCUUAUUCAUAAUCCAUCAUUAAUCGACCUAAUUUCUCAAGGAAGUGCAGAAAAACCACUAAUAAAAUAUUGUAAAUACGGGGGAAUUUUAACAAACGCCAUAAGCAGCUUUGGAUAUGGAAAGUUAUAUUUUACUAAUGACAAUCACUUGUCAUGUAUGGCUUAUAUUCCAUAUAUUGAAGAAAGAGAUUUAGUUCAAGGACAUGAUAAACCGGUGUUUUCAUUCUCUACUGGACAUUAUAUGACCAUGACAAAUUUAAUGUGGGGUUAUACUGAGGUAACUGUUAAAGAACUGAUGUCCACACAUCAAAACUGCGGCAAGUUGCACUUUGCAGACCUUCUAAUUGCUGAGCAAGAAUAUAUGAGUAAACUGCAUCAUCCACACAUACUUCAACUCCUUGCAGUGUGUCUCUCCCAUGAUCUUGAAAAAACAUGCUUAGUAUUCGAGAGGGUAAUGUUUGGAACUUUAUACAGCAUUCUUCAUGAAAGGCGUACAGAAUUUCCUGUUUUGCAUAUGGAAACUAUACUGAAUAUAUUACUUCAAGUGAUAGAUGCUCUGAUAUUUGUGCAUUGGCGUGGCUUUAUCCACUGUUCUUUUUCUUCACAUGCCAUUAAUAUUAUUCUUCCUGGCUUGGCUAAGCUAAGUAACUUUGAGUUCAUGGCAGAAAGUAAAGAUGGCAAAGUGCGCACUGAUGUCAGUCAUUUUCCUAUUCCAAAAUAUCUAUAUCGUUGGUCAGCUCCAGAAGUAAUUUUGGGGAAAACAAUCUCUACAAAAUCAGAUCUUUUUAGUUUUUGUGUUGUAAUGCAAGAAUCGUUAACAGACACUCUUCCCUGGGAUGGCCUUGAUUGUUUUGCUGUUAAAAAUGCAGUGAUUUCUGGCCAUAACUUAGCUGUUGAUCUCAGAAUUGCUAAGCCCUAUGAUAAAAUUGUGAGCACAGGAAUUCAAGCAAUGGCAAAGGAUCGUACUAUGAGUUUGCAGGAUAUUCGCUGGAAGCUAAGAAAGGAUAUUGAGGAGUCUAGAAAAAGUGCUUCUGAAACCUUAGACAUAGAAUGCCACAAUCGGUAUCCUGAUGUGACUAACCUUUUCCAUCCCAGAGGGACACUAAAUAAGGAGCCUCACAAUCUUCAGACUGACACACUUGAUAAUGAUAAAACAUUUAGUGAAGAAGUGACCGAAAUACGCUGCAAAUGUGGACCUGUUCUGACUUGCCACUUAAAUUCUGAAAAUCUAAACAAACAAGCUUUGCACACUGAGACACACCAUAGCGGGCUUGUAUGUGAUUCUGCCCAUGAAUUUCAAAAUAAAGACACCAUUUCUGGUGCAGAGGUCAAUGCCUUUUAUGAGAUGAAAUAUUUAGAUUAUCAACUGGAUAAUGAAAGAACCAAACCAGAUAUGUUUAAAAAUACUUAUAAUAUGGAAUCAUGUGCAGAGGAAAAACAUGUAAUUUCUUGUUCAGUAUCACCUAAAAGAUCUGCUGAAACAGAUUCAGAAUCAAACACAGAAGAAAUAAAUAGCCUGUGUGAAAUAACUGAUACUGCUGAAGACAACCAGAUAACAGAUAAGGCGAGAAGACCUUCUUCAUUACAGAAGCACAUCAGAUCCACCACUGAAAAACUGAAAAUUUCCCAGACUUUACUGGAAAAGAUUAAUAAAGCUCUUGAUUCUGUAGAGAAGUCAUUAAAAAAAUCUGAUAAUACUCAUGUGCAAACUUACAAAAAACUUUCAGAAGAAUGUGUUUCCUGCAAGGCAUCUGAUGAAAUCUCUCGGGAUGAGGUUGAUUACAUGAAUGGACAAUUAAAAAUUAAAUCUAAUACUGUAAGGUCUGCUCUGGGACCCCCUUCUCAGUAUAAACCUCCAAGAUUAGAUCAUAUGUACACUCAAAGAGAUAAGAAAAACUUUCAAAGCGAGUAUGCUAUGGGUGCUCGUUUGAAGACUGUAAAAAAGCAACUUUCCUGGAAAGAUUAUUGCUCACAUCAAACUUCAAGUAAUGGGCGGGAAGAAAACUGUAAUAAGGCUCACAGAAAGUAUGCUGAAAAAGAUAAAGACCUAAAAGAUUCCAAUACUGAACCAAAUGAUAGGUGCUCUGAGGCAUACUCUGAAGAACUAUUUUAUGCAAAAGCAAAUGUUUGCGAAGGCAGGACAAAAUAUGUUGGUAGGACAAUUGGAAUGGCAUCAUCAGAAUGGACUAGUACAAGACUCCAGUCACCACAACCAUGUAUCGCGAGAAACCCUACAAAAGAGUGUGGCACUGCUUCGGACAUACUGAGUAAUGAUUUCAAUAUUGGGUUGGAUAAUUCAUCUAUCUGCCCUGGGGAUGAGUUUUUUACUGCCAAUUUUGAACUGUCCUGCUGCUCUAAUGACCAGUAUCCUGGACUUGAGAGUUUAAAAAUUAGAGAGGAAAUCAAUUUAACACAAAGCGCAAGUAAUUUAAUAUUGUGCCCUUCUGGAAGUUACAAGCAAGCUGAAUCCGGCUCUGAUCAACUUGAAAUGACUGCAGUUGAGGUUAACACAUUAAGCUUCAUACAUCAUACAAGCUCAGUUGUUGAUAUUCAAGAGCUAUCUACUGUUCAGUUACCAAUAAGCAAAGCAGGAAAGGUAUCCACAAGAUUCAGCACACCUGUUGCUGGAAAAGUUGCACCUAUUGCAGUUCUAGAUUCUUCAGCAUUGGAUGCAGCAGAGAAUAAUGCAACCCAGAACAACUACAAAAAGAAUAAUUUUAAAAAUAAAGUCUUUAAUGAAUGGACCAUUAGUUCUGAUGCCGAUACUGACAGAGCUCACAGCACUUUGGAUGAUGCACUGGAAAGAAUAAUGCAUUUACAAGCAAUGGAAACAGAUGUUACUGAUGGAAUGAGCAAAUUGGACCAGGAUGGCCCUCAAGAAUGAAGACUGUACUUUGUUCCUUCAUGAUAUUUUUAUUUUGUUCUUUCUUUGAAUGUUUUUAUACAUUAUUGGCAUGGUGUUUUUAUUUCAGUAUGUUAAUAAGUUCCAUAUACUAUUGCAAAAGGGCUGUAGGGUUGUUCAGCAGCCUUGUGGUUCAAGUACAUUAUACUAUCAGACAUCAUUCUUAAAGGUUUUAAUUGCCAUUUAAUGACAAGUGUUGAGAGGGUAGCCAAAGAAUAGCAUUGUUUUUAUACAUCUACUGCAUAGUAAACCUCUGAUUUAAAGUAGACUGAAAUGUUAUGGAAAACAGUUUAUUACUGAAUAUUGUACUAAAUAACAAAGAGGGAAAUGUCAUCUGGAACACCUUUACAUUCUAAGUUGAUUAAAACAGAAGCUGUGCUUGGAUAUAUUUGGUAUAUCUAGAAUUUAGUAAACAACUUACUACUGUUGAGAAUUUCAGAAUACAUUUGUGCCAUGCCACUUUCUUCUGGUAACUUUCAUGAUUUCUUCUCAUUAGUGUGCACAUUUUUUCUGAGCUACAGUUUAAAGUUAAUGAGUUAUUUCUUGUUUUUUUUUAUUGUAUGGUUACAAUUGUGGACUGUUCUUUUUGUUAAUUAAAAGCAUAAACUUUAA
This is a messenger RNA of Xenopus tropicalis (tropical clawed frog), 4208 nucleotides long. RefSeq names its product testis expressed 14, intercellular bridge forming factor (gene tex14). Gene Ontology annotation, cellular component: midbody; cytoplasm. Gene Ontology annotation, biological process: mitotic sister chromatid separation; intercellular bridge organization; mitotic spindle assembly checkpoint signaling. The record is from RefSeq and is a predicted model, not a curated record. Lineage: Eukaryota; Metazoa; Chordata; Amphibia; Anura; Pipidae. The transcript is spliced from 24 exons. Gene Ontology annotation, molecular function: ATP binding; protein kinase activity. The coding region runs from base 183 to 3578 and encodes 1131 amino acids.